CCUUGUUGCCCCACGAAAUUGUCAGUCGGUCCCUAACUCGGGUAGGCUGAGUAGUUGAUGCUGAAUCGCCGAGCAGCAGCAGCAGCAGCAGCUCAGUCUGUCGCUGCAGUCCAACAGAGCGACCGGUUAUCAACAUCCUCUCCGCGAGGCUAUAACGCUAUGUGGGUCUGAGCUGACGGCGAGCCGCUCGACCGUAGCACGACACCACGGUGUUUCAAUUCGUGGACAUGAGUACACCUGCCACAGCGACUCCUUCCAAAACGUGGACCGGGAAUCCCGACAGGCAUCGAUUUUCAACGAGCAUAUGAGAAAGGAGAACCAUCAGGGCCAUGUUCCUGCUGACAAGUCACCCCGUUACUGAGGGAUCUCAGCCUUUUUUGGUUUCUGGACCUACCAAAGCAGGGAUGAGAUAAUAUAGUCAAGCAGCCGGUGCAUGCCGCUACAACAAGAACACCCGUGGCACCUGUGAAACCCGCCUCACCCCACCCCUAGUGAAGUUCAUUUCAACACUCAAACCAUGACAACGCCGGCCCUACUGCCACUGUCAGGCCGCAGGAUACCCACUCUGUCGCCGGGCGCCUCCUCUUUCCCGCACCACAGGGCCACGUUGAGGCUGUCCGAGAAGUUCAUCCUCCUCCUUAUUCUCAGUGCCUUCAUAACCUUAUGCUUUGGGGCCUUCUUUUUCCUCCCAGACAAUUCCAAGCACAAGCGCUUUGACCUAGGUUUGGAGGAUGUUCUUAUCCCUCAUAUUGACACACCCAAAGAGGGCAAGCACGCCUCAGGACAGGUGAUCAUACAUGGACAGGGAGGACAUGAUGAGCACAGACACAGGGAGGAGGAGGAGAGCCUGCGGGACAAGAUCCGCGCAGACCACGAGCGAGCGCUGCAGGAGGCAAAAGAGAAGCUGCGAAAGUCACGUGAGGAGCUCAAGGCUGAGAUUCAGACAGAGAAGAAUAAAGUGAUGGAGGACCUGAAAAAGAAGGAUGCAGGGCCCAAACCGUUGCCACCUGUCCCCAUGCCUAAGGUGGUGGGCGUCAGCGACGGUGAGCCACCGGAGCCCGACGUCAAAGAGAAACGAGACAAGAUAAGAGAGAUGAUGAAACAUGCAUGGGACAGCUACAGACAGUACGGCUGGGGUCACAACGAGCUGAAGCCCAUCGCUAAGAAAGGACAUUCCACAAAUAUCUUUGGUAGUUCUCAGCUAGGGGCAACUAUUGUGGAUGCAUUAGACACUCUGUAUAUCAUGGGUCUGCACGAGGAGUUCAAGGACGGCCAGGAGUGGAUCGAACAGAAUCUGGACUUCAGUGUGAAUGCUGAGGUGUCAGUGUUUGAGGUCAACAUUCGGUUCAUAGGAGGACUUUUGGCUGCCUACUACCUCUCUGGACAGGAAGUGUUCAAACUGAAGGCAGUCCAGCUAGCUGAGAAGCUGCUUCCUGCCUUUAACACUCCCACCGGGAUCCCCUGGGCCAUGGUCAACCUUAAGAGCGGGGUCGGCCGUAACUGGGGCUGGGCGUCAGCGGGCAGUAGCAUCCUGGCUGAGUUUGGGACCCUCCACAUGGAGUUUGUUCACCUCACCUACCUGACAGGAAACCCAGCGUACUAUCAGAAGGUGAUGCACAUCCGGAAGCUGCUAGCCAAAAUGGACCGGCCCAACGGGCUCUACCCAAACUACCUGAACCCUCGCACAGGCCGCUGGGGCCAGCAUCACACAUCAGUUGGAGGACUGGGGGACAGUUUUUAUGAAUACUUGCUGAAGGCUUGGCUCAUGUCAGACAAGACUGACACAGAGGCUCGCAAGACCUACGAUGACGCCAUCGAGGCCAUCGAACGUCACCUCGUACGCAAAUCCAACGGUGGCCUGACAUUCAUUGGCGAGUGGAAGAACGGCCACUUGGAGAGGAAGAUGGGCCACCUGGCCUGCUUUGCCGGAGGCAUGUUUGCACUGGGUGCUGAUGGCUCGCCCGACGACAAGGCGGGACACUAUUUGCAGCUAGGAGCCGAAAUCGCACACACCUGCCACGAGUCCUAUGACAGGACAGUGCUGAAGCUCGGCCCAGAGGCCUUCAAGUUCGACAGCGGCCUGGAGGCGGUGGCUGUUCGACAGAAUGAGAAGUACUACAUCCUGCGGCCGGAGGUCAUCGAGACCUACUGGUACAUGUGGAGGUUCACCCAUGACCCCAAAUACCGACAGUGGGGCUGGGAAGCAGCACAGGCCAUUGAUAAGUACUGCAGGGUGAGCGGAGGUUUCUCGGGGGUGAAGGACGUCUACUCGUCCAGUCCGACCUACGACGACGUGCAGCAGAGCUUCUUCCUCGCCGAAACACUCAAAUUUCAGAGGAGCCUCUCAGAGCAUUCCUAUGGUGCACACCGUUCCAUUCCCCCCGUUAGCCUGCAUUUUAUUCCCUUCAUGUUAUUUUCCUUCAUCCAUUCACAGUCAUCUCCACCUUUAUCUUCAGUGGCUGUCCUUAUUAACAGUCCAUAGUUGCAGCACAGUCUCUGACAUCAUCACCAUCUACAUCUGAUGAGGAGGAAAGCCCGAGUUGAAACCUGGUCGGCCAUCAAGUCGCUGGGUGCGACGUUGAUUUUGAAAACUGAGUGUUCUGUAUUUGUAUUUUUACUGAACUAAAAAAAUAAAAUAAACUAUCUGUAAAUAUGUUUAAAACUGAGACACAAAUUCAAUAAAGAUGUUAU
Molecule: messenger RNA, 2691 nt
Organism: Archocentrus centrarchus (flier cichlid)
Lineage: Eukaryota; Metazoa; Chordata; Actinopteri; Cichliformes; Cichlidae
Gene: man1a2
Product: mannosidase, alpha, class 1A, member 2
Exons: 14
Coding region: 518-2482 (654 amino acids)
Biological process (GO): mannose trimming involved in glycoprotein ERAD pathway; carbohydrate metabolic process
Cellular component (GO): endoplasmic reticulum; Golgi membrane; extracellular exosome
Molecular function (GO): mannosyl-oligosaccharide 1,2-alpha-mannosidase activity; calcium ion binding
Source: RefSeq, a predicted model, not a curated record